Astyanax mexicanus (Mexican tetra) is the source of this 1231-nucleotide messenger RNA. It is a transcript of the gene mdka, whose product is annotated as midkine a. Bases 138 to 575 code for a protein of 145 amino acids. Gene Ontology annotation, molecular function: growth factor activity. The transcript has 5 exons. The record is from RefSeq and is a predicted model, not a curated record. Lineage: Eukaryota; Metazoa; Chordata; Actinopteri; Characiformes; Acestrorhamphidae.
GGCUGUGGUUUAAAGCGGGGCGGUAAGGGGUCGAGAGCAAACUGGUUAAACUUCUGGAGAAACGAAGAGCCGGAGCGGAUGCUGGACAGAUACUGAGCACUGUUUCUCUGUGUGGACUUGGAACAAGAGUGAGCGAGAUGCGUGGUUUGUUUUCCACCCUUUUCCUGCUGCUGGUGGCCUUAAUGAUCGUCACUUCAGAAGCUGGAAAGAACAAGAAAGACAGAGGUAAAGGGCCGAAGGGGGCGUCAGACUGUGCAGAAUCCCGCUUUGGUGGUUGCGUACCCAAUAAUGGAGACUGCGGUGCUGGCAUGAGGGAAGGAACCUGCAAUGAUCAGACCAAGAAGAUGAAGUGCAAAGUGCCCUGCAACUGGAAGAAAGAGUUUGGUGCUGACUGCAAGUAUAAGUUUAGUAACUGGGGCGAAUGUGACGUAGCUACGGGCAGUAAGAGUCGCACCGGUACACUGCAGAAGGCUCUGUACAACGUCGACUGCCAGCCCAGCAUCACGGUGUCUAAACCCUGCUCAAAGAGCAAACCCAAGACCAAAGGGAAGAAAGGAAAGGGAAAAGGAAAUUAGAAAGGAGAGAUCCAAGAAAGACGUGAGGAGCCACCCUCCACCAUCAGAUGAACACCAGCCUUCCAAACUCCAGCUUUUCAUUUCUCCCUCUUUAUAACUCCACUGUCACACUCAGUGACAGGAAAUGUGAAGUGCGUCAGACACGGCUUUCUUCUCCAUUCUGUAAAGCUGCAGCUCCUGUGUUUGUUGUUCUAGAGCACGGGAGCGCGUCACGCUGUGAUGCGACCGACACCCUGUCGUAAAAUAGAACUUCCAGAAGAAGAGGGAGUGAAAGGCUGAUGUUUGGAGGAAGGAAGAUGUCGCUGACCCCCGGCCCCUUUGGCUCUUUGUAGACGAAGGAGAGAUUAUACUGUCCUGCUCUCUGUCAAAACCUCACCGUUUCUCAUCUGACACAUAAAAAAAAAACGCUUACACUCUCACAAACACACACACACACACACACCAACCUGUGUACUUUAAUGUUUAUCGUAUAAAUCCACUUUUGUAAUAAGAUUGUGUGAUGUUGCAGUAGAGGAUUAUCUGAAUAGUGGAGUUUAUGAGUAAUCUCGGUUUUGAAAAACAAAACAAAAAAAGAAGAGAAAGUCUUACUGCUCUUUUUGUAGGAUUAAAUGUAAGUCAUGGAAAAAACAUUUGAAAUAAAAUAUUUUGAAAAGUAA